Messenger RNA from Rubroshorea leprosula, 1773 nucleotides. NCBI's taxonomy places the organism in Eukaryota, Viridiplantae, Streptophyta, Magnoliopsida, Malvales, Dipterocarpaceae. The record is from the annotation of a GenBank genome assembly.
GACGUGGACGAGGAGAAAUAUCAUUUUGAAGGAUUUUACCGGAGCUCUCUCCGGUUAUGUCGACACCUCCUCCUCCGGAAACUUCUCUUUCGCCGACCUCGCCCCCUUCUUCUUCUAACUUUGCCUCUCCUGUUUCGCCGACGGCGGUAACAAACUUAACUUCUCCGACUUCACCUACCAACCAGUCUUCUUCUUCUUUAUCGACGCAGCAGAGUUCACUUACUGCUCCUGCUCCUCCAACAGCAACGUCUACGAAUGGCGCCACUACAAGUAAUAUGCUUCCGCCUCCACCCAAAGGCCUUCCUCCAGGGCUUGUUGUUGUACUUGUAGUGGGGAUAGCGUUGGGUGCAUUGAUGGUGCUGAUUGGCGUGGGAAUUUAUAUGGUUUGGUGCAGGAGGAACCGGGAGCUUGCACAGAACAACUAUGGCGGUCCUUCCUCACCUCCACCACAAGGACCUGAAGGGUCACCUGGGAUGGCCCUAGGAUUUUCAAAGAGUUCAUUUACUCAUGAAGAAUUGGCAUUAGCAACAAAGGGUUUCUCUGAUGCUAACCUCAUUGGUCAAGGAGGUUUUGGUUAUGUCCAUAAGGGAGUGCUUCCAAAUGGGAAAGUAGUAGCAGUUAAACAGCUUAAAGCUGGGAGUGGACAGGGUGAUCGUGAAUUUUGUGCAGAGGUUGAGAUCAUUAGUCGUGUGCAUCACAGGCAUCUUGUUUCACUGGUCGGUUACUGCAUCAUUGGGGAGAGGAGAAUGCUUGUAUAUGAGUUUGUUCCAAACAACACACUGAAAUUUCAUUUGCAUGGAAAUGGGGGAGCAGUUAUGAGCUGGAGAAGCCGAAUGAGAAUUGCUUUGGGAGCAGCAAAAGGAUUGGCAUAUUUGCAUGAAGACUGUCACCCCAAGAUCAUACAUCGUGAUAUCAAAGCAGCUAAUAUUCUUCUUGAUGAAAGCUUUGAAGCAAAGGUUGCGGAUUUCGGACUUGCAAAGUUUUAUUUAGAUAUUGACUCUCAUAUUUCAACUCGAGUGAUGGGAACUUUUGGUUACGUAGCUCCAGAGUAUGCAUGUACUGGAAAGCUCACUGAAAAGUCAGAUGUCUUCUCCUUUGGGGUUGUACUUUUGGAGAUGAUUACUGGACGUUACCCUGUUGAUAGAACUCAAGAUGAAUAUGUGGUUGAUUGGGUAUGUAUUAACUUCUACCCGUUCUAGUCCUUAAAACACGACCAAAUAAAAUUGUGGCAUGUUGUUGGCAUUGGGUGGCCUGGAGGCUUCAAGGAGGAUACAGUCAAUUAAAUUUUUGCAGCAAACUCCAACACCUCCCCCAUGCAAGUGUUGUCUGCCUGAAUCAAAUUCUUGUACAACUAUGUUUACUGUUUUGGGAUGAAUAACAUAUGCCCUUUGGAAUUUUAGGCAAGGCCUUUGCUCUCACAAUUUCUGGAAACUGGGAACUUUGAAUCUCUUGUUGAUCCAAGGUUGGAGAAGGAUUAUAACUCCAGCGAAAUGGCUCGAAUGAUUGCUUGUGCUGCUGCCUGUGUGCGCCAUUCAGCAAAGCUUCGUCCGCAGAUGAGCCAGGUUCUUCUAAUUAUGUGAUAAUAAGUUUAAUUACCAAAUCUCUUUACUUUAUCAAAUGAAUCCAGAAGGUAGAACUGUUAUUUGUUUUCCUUUGAUAACUACCCAAGAUCCAGAUUCAGUUUCUGUUGAUGCAUUGGUUUUGGCUAGUUAAAUCAAUGCUAGUUUCACAAAGGUGCAAUUUUUAACUGAAAAAUAAAUUUUUGCAGGUCAU